GGCAGGCCUGUCUGUUCAGCGCGGCGCGCUGGUGCGGCGGCGGGCCGGUGGACGGUGCUGCGCGGCGCGGUGACCCGUCGGCCGGCGUCAGGUCACCUGUGCUGAGUGAGGACGGUGUGUGAUGGGUGAAGUGCUGGCGGCGCGCGCGGAGAUGAAACACUGUGGCGAUCGGAGACCCCCUGUGCCGCCGCCUCCCUCCAUGGGAAUGGCCAGCGCUAAAUACCAAGGUGCCGGCGUGUAUCGCCACUUGGCGUCUCCCGUGGGCGACUCGUGCCCGGUGUGCGGCAGCCCGUUCGACCAGGUGCUGCGGCGCAAGAUCACCGACUCCUGCGGCCACGAGCGCUGCUACAGCUGCAUGACCGGCUGCCGCAGCUGUCCGGCCUGCCUGGCCGCCGACCGUUCGCCACCCAUGUCUUCGGGUCGGACCGGUGUAUCCGGCGGCGGCGGCACGCUCGGUCACCACGGGCCCACACCAGUGCCGGGCAGGUCCAAACUGAAGACCAAUGGACACCUGGCCGGACUCAUACAGCGGCGGAGAGACAGCGGGGUCUCGCCAGUGCGACCUCCGCCCUGCGCCACCGCCGAGACGGACAGCACCAGCACCUACGGGGUCAGCGGCAACGGCGGCGGCCUGCCCAGCGGUCGAGGUACGCCGUCGGCCGCCCGGCGGAGGCCCGUGCACGGAACCAGUCCCCGGCUGGCGCGACUGCCGGCCACCCGACAGCGUCGCACGCACCGCUCGCCGGUCUCGGCCUCCGACAGACCCAAUACGCUCUCCGACACGGACGAUGAGGUGGCCUGUGCCGAGGACUCGGCUCUGUACGCGCGCCUGGGCCUGCUGCUCGGCCCGGACGCCGCCCAGGGGCGCCGCUCCAGCGGGUCAGCAUCCUCCUCUGGCCGCAGCCCGGCGCUGCCGCGGGCCGAGCGGGCCUCGGCCAGCACCAGUCCGGCGUCUACUCUCACCGGUUCCAGCGAAUCCGAGGGGACCAACCUGCGCAUGGAGCGCAGUCAGGAGAGUCUGGGCUCGCUGGCCUCCGUGUCGCUGUCCGGCUCCAACCCAUCAGCAAGCCCCCUGAUCUGCUCCCGGCGCGGCUCGCUCGGUGGCCGGGGACCAGUGGAUGACGUCAGUGGAUUCUCUGGGUCGCGGCAGCAGCAGGCGCGCCGGUCAGCGCGUUGUUCUCGGGUCACCGCCCCAGUCGACCCCAAAGCCCGGUACGCCCAGUUCCGGCCGCGGCAGCUGAGCCUGCAGCCGCUGUUCUUCGAGGUACCUCAGCAGGAGCAGGACCCGCUGUUCCUGGGCCGACACUGGCUGUUCGCCGAGCUGAGCCGGGCGCUGCUCGACUCGCCGGCGCGCGGCUGUCUCCUCACUGGUGGAGUCGGCACCGGGAAAACGGCUGCUGCUCUGCAGCUGGUCGAGCACAGCUGCUUCGGACGGCGGCCCGGCAGGCCAGAGCCGCUCUACGCAGAGGUGGGCUCGGCGGUCGGCCGGGAACGACCUCGCGUGGUUGUGGGCAGCGGAGGCCUCUAUUCCAACGUGUGCGUGAUUCCCGAGGAAGUGAGGAGUCUGGGCGGCCGGCUGGUCGCCUAUCACUUCUGCCAGUCGGACAACAGCGCCACAUGUCUGGUGCCGGACUUUGUGCACUCCCUGGCUGCGCAGCUGGUGCAGGCGCCGCAGCUGGCCGCCUACCGGGAGCUGGUGCUCGGCUCGCCGACGCUGCAGACGGUGCUGGCGCUGCGCUCGUGCGUGGCUGACCCGGCGGCCGCCCUGCAGCGCGGCGUGCUCGAGCCGCUGGCGUCGCUGCGCCACACCGGCAAACUGCCCGCGCACAUCUGCAUUAUUGUCGUGGAUGCCCUCUGCGAGGCCGAGUAUCAUAAACCAGAGUACGGCGACAACCUGGCUGCGUUCCUGGCCCGCCACCUGAGCAAGUUCCCCAGCUGGCUGAAGCUGCUGGUCACUGUGCGGACUCAGAUGGAAGGCAUCGUCAGCCGGAUGCCGCUGCAGCGGAUCAGCGUGGACCCCACGGACGACUCGGACGACACCCAGCGCGACCUCAGCGAGUACAUCUCCUUCCGGAUCAACAACUCACCCUCGAUCACCAGCAGCAUCCAGGUGGUGGGCGCCAAGGUGGAGGGAUCCGGCCAGUCGCGCUUCAUCGCCCACCUCGUCUCCCUGGCCAAAGGAUCCUUCCUCUUCGUCAAGCUGACGUUGGAUCUGAUCGAGAAGGGGAAGCUCGUCAUGAAGUCGUCCAGCUUCCGGGUGCUUCCUGUCAGUCUGAGCGAGCUGUUCCUUCUCAACUGCAACCUUCGCUUCCCGACACAACGCUCGUACGAGCUAGUGAAGCCUUUGCUGAGCGGCUGCAUCGCAAGUCUCCACCCCAUGAACGUCUACGAGAUGUUUGACGUUGCUAAUGCUGGCUGCACGAGCGAAGCGAUCUCGUGGGACGAUUUCAUGAGCCGACUCAAGAUCGUCUCUGGCUUCCUCAUCAAGCGCAUGGACGACACUUACAUGUUCUUCCAUCCGUCCUUCCGGGAGUGGCUGGUGCGCCGAGAGGAGAGUGAAAGUCACAAAUUCCUCCUCGAUCCCCGGAUCGGUCACGCCAGCCUAGCGCUGCGCCUCAGUCGGAUGGAAGCGCCCCUCGACCCGCAGAAAACACUCGAGAUGGGCCACCAUGUCCUCAAAGCGCAUCUCUACAAGAACGUCUCCCGCGAAGAGCUUCCUGUGGCUGCCCGUGAUCUGCAGGCCAUCUGGCUCGCCAGCGCUUCUGCGGACCUCUCCGGCGCCUUAGUCAGCGAGCGGAACGCCUACAGCCCCAACGUGAUGGUGUCGAAUCUCCUGUUGGUCGCCGGCGCCUCACCGGACGCCUGCCGUCCCCGUGACGGUGCUCCGCUCCUGGGUCUGUGUGCCACCCAGGGCUGUGAUGGAAUGCUCGAGCUGCUCAUCCGGUUUGGCGCCGCGGUGGACGCGCCGAACGGCCAGGGUCUGACGCCACUGAUGCUGGCGUCGGCCGGCGGACGGGCCGGUGCCGUACGGCUGCUCGUCGGUCACGGCGCCGCGGUCGGACGAAGGGACGGGGCGCGGCGCUGCGCACUCGUGCACGCUGCCGUCGCUGGCCACCUGGACGUGGUGGACUUCCUGCUGGGCUGCGACUGGACCUAUGCACGGGACGGCCUCGCCCUGACAGAGGCGGCGCAGCAGGCCCUGGUGGCUGCUGCCGGCAACGGACAUCACCAACUGACAGAGUAUCUCCUGGAUAUUGAAGAGGUGUCACUGGACGACUGCGACUCGCUGCACGGCGAGACGGCGCUGACCAUGGCUGCCGGCGCCGGCCACAAGACGCUGGUCGAGACGCUGCUGCGCCGCGGGGCUGACGUCAGCGCCACCAACUCGCAGGGAGCGCCGCCGCUGCUGGGCGCCGUCCGCGAGGGUCACUGGGACAUCUGCGUGGUGCUGCUGGCGGAGGGCGCACUGCUGGAGCAGACGGACCGGGCCGGCCGCACCGCACUGAUGCUGGCUGCCGGAGAGGGCCAUACCGGAGUGCUCGACCUGCUCCUCAACAAAGGGGCGUCGGUGUCCCGUCAGGACGCCGACGGUCUGACGGCGCUGGCCUGGGCGUGUCUGAAGGGCCGCGGCCGCGCCGUGCGCUCCCUGCUGGACGCAGGAGCGGACAUCGCGCACACGGACAGCGCGCGCCGCACGCCGCUCGACCUGGCCGCCUUCCAGGGCGACGCCGCCAUCGUCUCGCUGCUGCUGGACCGGGGCGCCGUGCUCGACCACGUGGACCGACGCGGUAUGACGCCGCUGGACCGGGCCAUCGCCUGCGCCAACGUACAGGUGGUGCAGUGCUUCCUGCGGCGGGGCGCCAAGCUAGCCUCCACCACCUGGGCCAUGGCCGACGGAAAACCAGAUAUCAUGUUUACGCUGCUGAGCAAGCUAAACGACGAUGGCAUGACACUGUACAGGAAGUGUCGCAUUCAAGAGGCUGACCAUCGCUUCACCUACGCCCUGAAGAAAUUCCCAGAGACCGGGAUGGAAGAGCAUGAUGACCUCUUCCGGAAACUGCAUGUCAACCUGCUGCUCAACCUGUCUCGGUGCAAGAGAAAGCUAGGUUUGCACAACACCUCAGCUGAGCUGGCAACGUUGGCGAUGUCCGUUCGUCCGGAGGCCUUCGAACCCUACUUCUUCCGAGCAAAAGCUAAACACGCUCAAAAACAGCUGGACGCAGCGCUGGCGGACCUGAACGAGGCGCUGCGGCUGGCUCCCCGACACCGGGAGGUACGUCGGACGCUGCUGCAGGCGCGCGACCAGCUCCGGCAGCCGGCCAACCAAUUCGGCUCGCUGGACGCCCUGGUGGCCGCCACCUGAGCCCUCCUCAGCGGCACCGCGCGGUGUGAAAAGAGCAGCGUGUGUCUCAACCAAGUGUUGUAUAAUGUGCCAAAGACGGAAGCCUGUGUCCCUGCAGUGCCAUUUGAAUGCACCACCGAUCUGUAUGUUUCUGCAGGUAGAUCACCUCAAAUAAGUCUUUGGCGAGGGUGUGAGCCAUCCCGUGGUGCCAACCAGACCGAACUGACGCGGUAUUGGUGUGCUGUAACUCCGCUGUGUUUCCAUCCGUCCGCUUAAAGUCUCUAUGGUGAGAUUUUUUUAGAAGCAGCUGUAAGUUCCCAUUACCUAUAUAUCGUUUUGUGGACUGAUUGACAUUGAGAAUGUUUCAUGAAUGCAGUGUUGAUUGUUACCUGCUUCCUGUUUGCAAACUGCCGGGUGGUGCAGCUAUUGCAGUAAGUUAAACGGUAGGAUUCCGGCAAUAGUGACUGCGAAGUUUAUGAAAAUGUUUGGCUUGCGCAGCGCCAUACGUGACACUCCUUUCAGUGUAGGGUCACAGCCAUAGCCAUAGUCCAGUAGUACACUAUGCUUGAAGAAAUCUGUUUGAUAUGAAGAUCUAGGUAAGACAUUCUUCGCCUGCUCCAGAAGGUGAAAAAUAGAGCGGCACAGUUUUAGCUAGUCUUUAGUUGCCAUCGACAGUCCGAAACCGGACGCUGUGCUUGCGUAUUGGAUAGAGGCCAGCCGGCCGUGGUGCGCGCGGCAUAAGCAGGUCUCCCGAGGCAUGUGGCGGUGGCCCACCCACCUGUUUGGUCGUGCUGUGUGAUAAGCGUAUGUCAGAGUACAUUCUUUGUUUUACUUCUACGUUCGCAUCGUGAUUAUGAGGAAUACACAAGAAAUGAAAACA
Molecule: messenger RNA, 5222 nt
Organism: Amphibalanus amphitrite
Lineage: Eukaryota; Metazoa; Arthropoda; Thecostraca; Balanomorpha; Balanidae
Product: protein TANC2-like
Exons: 18
Coding region: 122-4363 (1413 amino acids)
Molecular function (GO): protein binding
Source: RefSeq, a predicted model, not a curated record